Messenger RNA from Capsicum annuum, 1564 nucleotides. Its product is annotated as UDP-glycosyltransferase 91A1-like. NCBI's taxonomy places the organism in Eukaryota, Viridiplantae, Streptophyta, Magnoliopsida, Solanales, Solanaceae. The record is from RefSeq and is marked provisional. Gene Ontology annotation, molecular function: UDP-glycosyltransferase activity.
UUAAAAUACUUCCAUAGCACACAAAAAUGGCAGAAAAUGGCAAAAAGUUGCAUAUUGCAGUAUUUCCAUGGCUAGCUUUUGGGCAUAUGAUUCCAUAUUUAGAGCUAUCAAAGCUCAUUGCUCGAAAGGGUCAUACAGUUUCCUUCAUUUCUACUCCUAGAAACAUCGAUCGUCUACCAAAACUUCCUCCAAAUCUUUCUCAGUUCUUGAAGUUCGUCAAACUUCCGAUGCCCCACGUGGAAAAGUUACCGGAGAAUGCAGAAGCCACUAUUGAUGUACCUUAUGAACAAGUCAAGUACCUUAAACUUGCUCAAGAUGGACUUGAAGAAUCAAUGGCUAAGUUUCUCGAAGAUUCAGCUCCUGAUUUUAUAUUCUUUGAUUUUACUUCUUAUUGGGUUCCUUCAGUUGCUUCAAAAUUCAACAUUCCAACGGCUUAUUUCAGCAUAUUCAUCGCCGCGUUUCUGGGUUUCGCCGGACCUGUGCCGGGAUUGAACAAUGAUUAUGAAAUUCGGAAGACGCCAGAGGAAUAUACUGUUCCACCGAAAUGGGUGUCGUUUGAGACCACUGUUGCAUGGAAGCUGUUUGAAGUUUCUCGAAUCUUCGAGGCAUCCAUGGAGGGUGAUGAAGAGAACAUUGCUGAUAUUACUCGUUUCUAUAAAUCUGUGGAAAAUUGUGAUUUUUUUCUUGUGAGGAGUUGUUCUGAAUUCGAACCAGAAUGGUUGAAAGUUAUUCAAGAUAUUCACCGGAAACCAGUUUUUCCGGUGGGUCAACUUCCGACAACGACAUAUGAAGAUGAAACCACGAAGAUCAAUGCAUGGAGAGAGAUAAAAUUUUGGCUCGAUAAGCAAGAAAAGGGAAGAGUGAUCUAUGUAGCGUUUGGUAGCGAGGCAAAACCGAGUCAAAAUGAACUCACUGAGUUAUCACUCGGGUUAGAACUUUCCGGAUUACCAUUUUUCUGGGUUUUGAGAACUAAAAGAGGGGAAUCUGAUGAUGAAUUGAUUUGCUUACCAGAAGGGUUCGAGGAACGAACAAAGGGAAGGGGAAUUGUGUGCACGAGUUGGGCGCCGCAGCUCAAGAUACUGAGUCAUGAUUCAAUAGGUGGAUUUUUGACUCAUUCUGGAUGGAGUUCGGUGGUUGAAGCAAUACAAUUUGAAAAGCCAUUGGUUCUAUUAACAUUCUUGGCUGAUCAAGGAAUAAAUGCUAGGCUUUUGGAGGAGAAGAAGAUGGCGUAUUCGAUACCGAGAAAUGAUCGGGAUGGAUCAUUCACUCGUGACUCGGUGGCUGAGUCGGUAAGUAUGGUACUCGUUAAGGAAGAGGGUGAGAUUUAUAGAAAGAAGGUUAAAGAGGUGAAAUAUCUUUUUUGCGACAAGAAAAGACAAGACAAUUACGUGAAAAAUUUAUUAAGUCAUCUUCAAAAUUAUAAGAAAACUAGAACAUAAAAUGAGUCGAUUUGCUUGCAUUUUUCAAUAAUUGUGAUUUCAGAUCAAUUUAUGUACCCCUUAGAUUAUUUUAUCAGAUUAUCAAUUAUCUCCAUGAGUAAGCGAUGGUUCUUUUUUCUUUAAAA